GUACUAAAAAUAAAUUAAACGUAUUUAAUUUAUAGCUAACCAAAAUAAAUCUGUGUGACCCACUGUGCUAAAUUCAAUCGGUAAUCAGUGUAACGGCUUGUGUCUACGAUAUUUUACCGAACUUAUCGAUGCAUCGACUGCGUCAUCGGUAACUCCCGCGAUGCCCACGGUUGCAAUCGAAGUUUUGGCGCACGCGAAGCGCUGUGUGUUCUUGGAAAUUGUUAAAUUUAAUUUAGCGCCACUGAAUUGGACCGCACAAUGAAGCUGAGCACGGAUGCGCACUCCGAGAUCGAGGGCGAUGCUGCCCAUGGAAAUGUAAUGUGCAAUUCCGCCUCCGAUCCCCAGGCCACCGAUGCGGGAAUCGACGAGUCGUUGGCUACAGAAGGAGACGAUGGUGAAGUCCCAACGCCAAAGGACGCCGGGAACAGUACUCCCGUUAGACGACCGGUGAAAGUCAAUCCCGGCCAGAGCGCGGUCGUGGCGAUGGCAGGGGAGGAGUCCGAGGUGGAAAACCAGCAGCGGCAGACGCCAACACCCAAACAGCAGCGUCUGACCAUGGUGAACCGUAAACGCGAUCUUAUCAACUUGCAAUCGGCCCUGAGCCCCAAAUACAUUGGUUACGCCAAUGCCAACUCGCCCACGCCGCUUUCCGACUCCGACGACACGAUACGCACAACGAGGCGACGCGUUACCCAAGUGGCGUCCCUAAAUAACAGUAGCAGUACCUGCGAGACCCUGUCCCGCGACAAUGCAUCGCCCAGGUCCACCGGGGGAGGAGGAGGAGGAGGCAGUGGCGCCCAGUUGCUCGGCAGCAAGGCAUACAUGAGUCCGAUUGAGAAGCUGCUGAUCAAAAACGGCGCCAGUUCGCCCAACACCACGGGCUUUGAGGCGGAUUCGGAAGACCUGGCCAUUCGACCAACCGUUCGCAAGCAGCGCAAAAUGAAGCGUAUGUCAAAGUCAAAAGUGUCCAUAGACCUGGAAACAGAGACCCUGGAAGAGGAAUUGUGUAUUAAAAUAGAGCCAAGCGAUGGGGAGGUCCCCAUGUCAGAAGAAUCCUCAAAACCAGAUACUGAAACUUCGACGAUCUCCAUCAAAUCCGAGACUGAGGCUGAGCAUGAAACGGCCAUAGAGGUUCCUAUAAAGCAAGAGGAUACUACCAGCUUAGAUAUAGAUAACAAACCAGAAGAAACCAAUACCCGAGUUCCCAGUGAAGAGCCAAGGGACGUGGACAAAAGACCUGAAGAACUGACAUUCGCUCUCCCAUUUGCCGCCUCCACAGAGGUCGACUUGAAAUCGCCCCCCGACUUGAGCUCCACUGCGCUUGCCACGACAAUCAAAUCCCCCUCCUCCGUGAGCAUUGAUAGCGCCAAAGGCCUGUCCAUAGUCACUGAUCCCGGUUGGCCAACUUAUCAAGUGGGUGAUCUGUUUUGGGGCAAGGUCUUCUCGUACUGCUUUUGGCCCUGCAUGGUUUGUCCUGAUCCGAUUGGCCAGAUUGUGGGCAACAUGCCAAGUCAUCCGCAGCGCUUAUCCCUGGACAACGCCACGGUGCCCAUCCAGGUGCAUGUGCGCUUCUUUGCGGACAACGGACGUCGCAACUGGAUCAAGCCGGAGAAUCUGUUGACCUUCGCCGGGCUCAAGGCCUUUGAGGAGCAGCGCGAGGAAGUGCGAAUCAAGAACGGACCAAAGAGCGCAAAGUACCGACAGAUGAUGCCCAAGCGGACGAAGGUGGUCAUCUGGCGGCAAGCCAUCGAUGAGGCCCAGCUUAUGUCCCAGGUCCCGUACUCCGAUCGUCUCGAAAAAUUCUACCAGAUCUACGAGAGUGUGGUAACACUGAAUAAACAGAAGCGCAACCGAACCAAAUCUAUGAUGCAGGACACAUCGGACGUGGGCAGCAGUCUGUACGAUUCCACGGAUAACCUCCAUAACAAACCAGUCACGCAGUUGGUGGCCGUGAAGCGGGAGCGCUCCGAGUCGCCUUUCAGCCCUGCUUUCUCGCCCCUAAAGAGCAAAAACGAUAAGCGGUCCAAGCGUCGCAAACUAAGCGGUGGCAACGAAGCGGAUACUGGCAGCACCACCAUGGCAGUGACACCUUCUCAGACCGAAACCAGCAUGGAGAAGAACCUUACACCAGAGUCCUCCAUCUAUGAAAAUCCCGAGUUUGGUCAACUGUUCGAUGCCGUCAAGGAAUACGUGAUGGUGCACCGUUCCGAGGAAAAAGUGGAAAAGGUUCUGCUCGCCGUGGUCAGCAAUAUCUGGUCCCUGAAGCAGAUCCAGUUACGCGAGCUUGAACGUGACUUUGCCAGCGGCGAGAUGGACCAACCAUUGGGUUCAUCGGUGGUGGGACGGAGCAACGGAGUGGGCACAAUCAAACGGCUCUCUAAUCGUCUCAAAAGCAUGAUGGUGCGCCGCAGCAUGACCCCUGUGGUGACACCCAGUUCAACGCCGGUACCUCCGGAACCGGAUCGUCGCCUGACUGAGGCGCCCAAACCCAAAAAGCCCGUCAACCGGCCCAUCGAGGAGGUGGUCGAAGAUAUCUUGCAGCUGGACAGCAAGUACCUUUUUCGCGGGCUCAACCGCGAGCCGGUGUGCAAAUACUGCUACCAGGCGGGCUCCGAUCUGGUGCGCUGUUCGCGCAGUUGCUCCAGCUGGCUGCAUGCCGACUGCCUGGAACGAAAGGAGACAGGAGCUCCGAUGCCCAAGAUUGGCAGCAGAAAGGCCACCGUCGUCUCGCCCACAUCGAAGUCGCCCAGUCCCGAUGAUGACCAUGUAACAGCCGAUGUCAAGGUGGUUGCCACUGGGGGCACUCCACUCGUUUGCCACGAGUGCAGCAUUGGCGAACCGGAGGGCUGUGUUAUUUGCCACCAAAUUGAAUCACCAGCAAGUGCUCUACCAAGCACACCAACCAAGGAGGACGAACCACCACAGACCCUAACCGAAGAUAAACUCUUGACAUGUAGCCAGCCUCUGUGUGGCAAGAGGUUCCACACGAGCUGCUGCAAGUAUUGGCCGCAGGCGAACAGCAGUAAACUCUCUGCCCGUUGCCCACGGCACGUGUGCCACACAUGCGUCUCGGACGAUCCCAGCGGAAAGUUCCAGCAGCUGGGCAGCUCCAAACUGGCCAAGUGUGUUCGCUGUCCGGCCACCUAUCACCAGGACUCUCACUGCAUUCCAGCCGGCACACAGAUGUUAAAUGCCACCCAUAUCAUAUGUCCGCGACACAACAUCGCCAAGGCGGAUGCACAUGUCAAUGUGUUGUGGUGCUACAUCUGCGUGAAGGGCGGCGAACUGGUCUGUUGCGAAACGUGCCCUAUUGCUGUUCACGCCCACUGCCGGAAUAUUCCAAUUAAGAAGAACGAGAGCUACAUCUGCGAGGAGUGCGAGAGCGGACGACUGCCGCUGUACGGCGAAAUCGUGUGGGCUAAGUUCAACAACUUCCGCUGGUGGCCGGCCAUCAUCCUGCCGCCCACUGAAAUACCCAGCAAUAUUUUAAAGAAAGCCCAUGGAGAAAAUGAUUUUGUAGUACGAUUCUUUGGCACCCACGAUCAUGGCUGGAUUUCCCGGCGUCGCGUUUACCUCUACAUCGAGGGGGAUACGGGAGAUAGCCAUAAGACCAAGUCGCAGCUGUUCCGGAACUACACUACCGGUGUGGAGGAAGCGUCGCGCUUCCUGAAAAUAAUCAAAGCCCGACGUCAGGAACAGGCCAUUGGCCGGCAAAGCGGCAAUAAGCUCCAUCCGCCGCCAUAUGUGAAAAUCAAGACCAACAAGGCGGUUCCACCCGUUCGUUUCUCCCAGAAUCUCGAGGAUUUGAGUGCUUGUUACUGCCAGCCGAGCGACGAGCAUCCCUGCGGGCAGGAAUCAGGCUGCCUAAAUCGCAUGCUUUUCAAUGAAUGCAAUCCUGAGUACUGCAAGGCUGGCAAUCGUUGCGAAAAUCAAAUGUUUGAGUCGCGCAAGUCGCCACGCAUGGAAGUGGUUUACAUGAACGAGCGGGGAUUCGGACUCGUCAACCGCGAGCCCAUUGCCCAGGGUGAUUUUGUCAUCGAGUAUGUGGGCGAGGUGAUCAACCAUGCCGAGUUUCAGCAGCGCAUGGUGCAGAAGCAGCGGGAUCGGGAUGAGAACUAUUACUUUUUGGGCGUGGAAAAGGACUUUAUUAUCGAUGCAGGACCGAAGGGCAACUUAGCUCGCUUCAUGAACCAUUCCUGCGAUCCCAACUGCGAGACCCAAAAGUGGACCGUAAACUGCAUCCAUCGAGUGGGUUUGUUUGCCAUCAAGGACAUUCCAGCGAACACGGAGCUCACCUUUAACUACUUGUGGGAUGAUCUAAUGAACAACAGCAAGAAGGUCUGUUUCUGUGGAGCAACUCGGUGUUCCGGUGAGAUCGGUGGCAAGCUCAAAGAUGGCACAGCAAAGGACACGAAUGUGCCGUCGACAAGCAAGGGAAAGAGCGGCAGUGCCAAGGUGAAACAGCUCCGCCGGGGGAAGGCCACCACCGUUCGUAUUCAUGUUGCGGCUGCCAAGAAGGUUAAAAAGGCUCCAAAAGUUAAACAUAUUAGUGCCGACGACGAGCCAAUUGAAGUUAAGAAAGAGCAAUGAAUGCCAAUUAGUUAAAAGCAAUAUUCGCUUAAACACAAUCAUUCUAUUUUUUUAAACAUUAUAUUGUUGUAUUUUGGAUUCUUAUUUAUAACUUGUACCACAUGUAUUUAUUUCCUAGUUAGAACUAUAUUUAGUAGACCAAGAUAUUUCUCCCCAGAUCGAUGGUGUGAAAAUAAAGUGAAAAGAUUGUAAGAUUGUAAGCUGUUCUAUUUACCUAUAUUAUAAAAUUAUAAACUUUAAUUAAUCAGUUCAGUAUAGAUGAUAUAUUGUAUUGUUUUCGUUUGUCUUGCCGCCCUCAGGCGGCACAUAGUAAAUGUUUUUAAAUUAUACAUUAGAAAUUUGUUCAUAUUUCACUGUUUGUCGCUUAGUUACAGUAAAGCUAGCACUUUGGCAUAUAUAAACUCGUAUGACUAUAAAACUAGACAUAUCUAAGUCUAAGUAAUAGGAGUACACACUUUAAACUUAAGUGGAUAUGCACUACUAUACACGGAUAAAAAAAGAGUGGUGCCAAAAAUAAAGCGAGCUCCAUUAUAGGUUAGGGCGUUACAUUAAA
This is a messenger RNA of Drosophila subpulchrella, 5143 nucleotides long. RefSeq names its product probable histone-lysine N-methyltransferase Mes-4 (gene NSD). Lineage: Eukaryota; Metazoa; Arthropoda; Insecta; Diptera; Drosophilidae. The coding region runs from base 259 to 4590 and encodes 1443 amino acids. Gene Ontology annotation, biological process: regulation of DNA-templated transcription. The record is from RefSeq and is a predicted model, not a curated record. Gene Ontology annotation, cellular component: chromatin; nucleus. Gene Ontology annotation, molecular function: protein binding; histone H3K36 methyltransferase activity. The transcript is spliced from 5 exons.